AUCAACACCUAUUCCGAUUUUCACAUCCAAACUCGGGAGUUACAGAAAGAGAGAGAGAGAGAGAAUGGACGCCAUCGAUUCUGUGUUCGAUCCCCUCAGAGAAUUCGCAAAGGACAGCGUCAGGCUCGUCAAGCGCUGCCACAAACCCGACCGCAAAGAAUUCUCCAAGGUUGCCGUGCGUACCGCAAUUGGUUUCGUCGUGAUGGGAUUCGUCGGUUUUUUUGUGAAGCUCAUUUUUAUUCCAAUUAACAACAUCAUCGUCGGAUCUGGUUAGGAUGAAGGGAACUGCAAUCGUCUCAGAAUUCAUGUUGUGAAGCAAAAUAGGAGGCAGAAGGAGUUCCCACUUUAAUAGAUCAUUCAAUGCCCUUAAUCUUAGUUCUGCUGUUUUUCAUUUUUUGUUUUUCCUUAUCUCCGGAUGCUUUACUUAUUUUAGGUGUAAAAUUUUAUUUACCCUUUGUUUAGACCUUGACACAUUGUUUUGAUUUAGGAAAAGGAGGAAAAAUGGAUUGUGAAACUGCACUCUUGUUUCUAUUCAUGUUAACUUUAACUUUCUAGCUAUUUUUAUGAUCAAUCAUUCAAUC
Cajanus cajan (pigeon pea) is the source of this 581-nucleotide messenger RNA. Its product is annotated as protein transport protein Sec61 subunit gamma. NCBI's taxonomy places the organism in Eukaryota, Viridiplantae, Streptophyta, Magnoliopsida, Fabales, Fabaceae. The record is from RefSeq and is a predicted model, not a curated record. Gene Ontology annotation, biological process: intracellular protein transport; protein targeting. Gene Ontology annotation, cellular component: membrane. Gene Ontology annotation, molecular function: transmembrane protein transporter activity.